AAAUCAGCUGCAUUUAUUUCUUCAAAUUCUUCCUCUCAGAAUUUUCUUUCAUGAAAUACAGGUUGUAGCUGGGCUACACACAGAUUCAGCUGAUUUACAUUGUGGUCACUAUUUUGUAUUUAAGGCCAUAACAGAGGUCACAAUAUGUCUUGCAAGUAAAGGAUGAUGACUUUUCAAUGUUGAUAGAAAGAAUACAGUCGAGAGCAGCAUUUGUAUCAGAAAGAAUCUGAACACUGGUGACUUCAGUUGUAUUUGGUCUUGCAUCUCUAAGCAGAACUGCCCUGCAUGUGGGAGGUCUCUUCAGUUUGAUGUGAGGGAGUACAACUGCUCCAAAAUGCUCUUACUCUCCAGGCUGCAACGACCAGAUUUAACUUCUCUGUGACAAUAUGACUCCUCUGCAGUUAAGUCAGCGGAUCAUAAUGUCCUGAGAUUCUCUGGUCUGUGACACUUUAACAAUAUUGGUCCUAAUGGUUGUGUUCCACUGCUGGCUGGUCUGUGACAUCAUGAUGAUGCUGCUCUGCACGCCUGUCAGGCUUGUGUCACCACAGUGGUGGCUGGUCUGUGAUUUCACAGUAUUGAGUUAGUUUGGUCUGUUGACUGCUCCACUGUUGUCUAGUCUUGAUUGUAUGUCAUAAUUGUAGUAUGCCUUUACUCUACUUGUUCUCUAAUGUUUUGUUGAUGUGAUCACAAUGCUCAUAUUAUUUGAAUGUACAUAUUGAAUGCUUUUAAUACUUUUAUCUUUCAGAAUUAGAGGUUAUGAUUAAAAGUUAAAGACAUUUGUUACACUUUGGCUUUUCUACUUUAUAUAGGCUAUUUUAUUAUUUUAUACCAUAGACUAGGACCACCAUGGCUUUCCUUUAUUCUUAUCAUCUUAUUCAUUUUAUUGUAAAGUACACUACACCUUUGGUUCCAGCAGAUUUCUGCUGUUUUGACAUUCAACGACAGCUUCAAUCAGGCCCAUUUUUAUAUGUUAUCCUUACCAAUUUCCAAUUAAAAGUUGAAGGCUGAGCCUUUUAAUGAAUAGUCUGGGGAAGAAAAGGGACAUCAAUUCAAAAUAGACAAAUAUCUCAUCAUUGAAUGAAAGCUUUUGUUUAAGCAGCCUGUCCAGCUUUCUCCAAUAUAAUAAAUGAUCAGGCCUACUUUCAAAAACAAGCCACACCUCCAGUGCAUCUUACCACUCCAGUCCUCUCUGACAUUUAGAUUCACAACAAACCUAUUAAAAAUUAGUGCUAAAAGCAAUAUCAUCUUACAAAACUGAUGCAGCUCUAAUUCUUAAGUGUGUUAAUGGAAUCUGUUUCACAGCUGAAGAGCUGUUGGUAAAGACUGUGCCUUCAUUAAUUAGCAGAUAGCCUGCACGCCUUAUAUAAAGGUUAACAAAAUGAUUGGUUUGCUAUUGUUGUACCCUAUCCUUGGCGAAUCACCUAUUGUCCCUUUGAAUAAUUGAGACCAGUGAAUUUUGCCUGUUUUAAUUUUUCCUUGGUCAGCAACUAGCUACUAGUUUUGUCCCCAAGAUAAUCAAUUGCCUUGGUAACACAACCAGAGAGAGAGAGAGAGAGAGAGAGAGAGAGAGAGAGAGAGAGAGGGAGAGAGAGAGAGAGAGAGAGAGAGAGAGAGAGAGAGAGAGAGAGAGAGAGAGAGAGAGAGAUUUAUACCCACAAUGGCGACUGUAGGUAUGCUAAAUACCUCUGGUUCCUUAUCCGGGAACUACCUCUUACUCUGCUAUUGGGCCAUUGGGUCACGUGGUAAAAGUAACUUUACAGGGCUGCUCGCAAGUAGGAGGGCUUUAUGGAGCAGAAAAACGACAAAGCUAGAAAAAUUAUUUUCCACUCCAGAAAUUAAUGAUCAUGAGCUCGUAUUUGAUGGAGUCUAACUACAUUGAUCCGAAAUUUCCUCCAUGCGAGGAAUAUUCGCAGAAUAACUACAUCCCUGAGCAUAGUCCAGAAUAUUACAGCCGCGCAAGGGAGACUGGCUUCCAGCAUCACCAUCAGGAGUUAUAUCCUCCGCGGGCGAGCUACCAAGAUCGCCAGUAUAACUGUGCAAGCAUCCCUGAACCUGUCACGCCAAGGGGACAUGGAGUACCCCAUUCUGCGCACCUGCUGACAGGGAAAGGGCAACCUGCUUCAUGUGAAACCCCACAGUUGUCCAUGUCCCCCGCCACCCCACCGGCCGCAACCUCCGCCUGCAACCAAGCUACCCCGGAACAUCCAAACAGCACAGCCUCCUCCAAGCAGCCCGUGGUGUACCCAUGGAUGAAGAAAAUUCACGUCAGCACUGUGAACUCGGGUUACAAUGGGACGGAGCCCAAGCGGUCUAGGACAGCAUACACCCGGCAGCAAGUCUUAGAAUUGGAGAAGGAAUUCCACUAUAACCGAUAUUUAACUCGGCGGAGGCGCAUCGAGAUCGCCCACACCCUGGUUCUCUCCGAGCGACAGAUUAAAAUCUGGUUUCAAAACCGCAGGAUGAAAUGGAAAAAGGAUCACAGGCUCCCGAACACCAAAGUGAGAUCCUCUUCCUCCUCCUCCGGGUCCAACACAAGCUCAGCAGCCGGCGCUGUUGCCGCUGCCUCGGCCAGUAACACUGGGGCCCCCGACGAACUCACCGGAGCACAGCAUGGCGAGGAUAUUACCAGGUUAUAAAACCACGAUCGGGGGUAGAAAAAGAACUGGUUAUUUAUAGAACAAUUAUAUUUUUUGUUUUCGUAGCUAUCUUGUGCGGUUUCCUUUAAGUCCAAAGUUAUAUAAAAUGCAUGUUAUAUAGCAUGGAUUACUGCGAAUACCGAUGAAUUAUUUUUACGUGACACAGGGUUUAAUUUAUUUGAAGCUCAAUUAAAAUGAUGUUUUUUAUUAAUAUGAAGGAAAAAAAGGAGAAAAAAUAUACAUUUUAUCAAAAUGUUAUUGUGGGCCAUUCUUUUGCCCUGCUGCCCAAGGUGAAAUGCACAAUCUAUUUAUUUCAGACAACACUGGAAGGAAAUCAAUAUAAUAAUAGUUAUUUUUGGUAUUAAAAAAAAAGCUGGAACACACCAUUGAUCUUGAACUUGUAUGUUUUGGAUAAUGUGUGAAUUACCUCGUGUAUUUCAGAAACAGGAUUUUGAUUUACAAUUUAGUUUUGUGGUGUUGAUGUUGUGUUUAGACCGUUAAAAAGCAGAUUAUUGUGAAAUGCAAUAAACGGAGUGUAGUGUACUUGUGCUAAUCAUAUUGGUCAAUAAAACAGUGAGUGUCUACUAGUUUUAUA
Sander lucioperca (pikeperch) is the source of this 3231-nucleotide messenger RNA. It is a transcript of the gene hoxc4a, whose product is annotated as homeobox C4a. Bases 1839 to 2636 code for a protein of 265 amino acids. Lineage: Eukaryota; Metazoa; Chordata; Actinopteri; Perciformes; Percidae. Gene Ontology annotation, biological process: embryonic skeletal system morphogenesis; anterior/posterior pattern specification; regulation of transcription by RNA polymerase II. The record is from RefSeq and is a predicted model, not a curated record. Gene Ontology annotation, cellular component: nucleus. Gene Ontology annotation, molecular function: DNA-binding transcription factor activity, RNA polymerase II-specific; RNA polymerase II cis-regulatory region sequence-specific DNA binding. The transcript has 2 exons.